Acanthocheilonema viteae is the source of this 6624-nucleotide messenger RNA. NCBI's taxonomy places the organism in Eukaryota, Metazoa, Nematoda, Chromadorea, Rhabditida, Onchocercidae. The record is from the annotation of a GenBank genome assembly.
AUGGCGUUUACUCCGGAACGUGGUGCAUUAAUCGUCGAUUCUCAGUAUGAAAAUGAAGAUCAACAAUUUUUGGAGGAAAUACAUCUAUCGAAAAAUAAUUGUAAUGGUGCGGACAAUAGUUCUGUUAAUAGCGAUCACGCAAGCAGUGGCUUCUACAGUCGCGAUUAUUCACAGCAAUCCGGCAAGACAUAUACACGAUUGCGAACAAUCAAAACUGAACCAAUGGAUUAUGAUGAACAAACUUGUUCGGAAAACGGUCGAUCUACUCAAAGUUUUGGAGAAGAUAAUGCAUCCAUUAGUGAGGCAAGUCAAGUAGAUUGUUCCAACGGUAAUCGAUAUAUAGGGCAUUCUCCGCGAAGUACAAAGAGCUACGAUGUCGCAAAGUACAAUGCUGUAGAAGGCACUAAUCAAAAUGGUGAAGGUACUUUGGGAUUGAGUAUAAAUCGAGCGGUACAGGAACCAGGUCCGAUAGGGGAGGAUGUAGAGGAGAGACAAGAUAACAGUGGUUUGCAAGGCUGUAAUGGUGUUUCCGCUGUGUGGACACCACCUACAUUUCGAACAUAUCGUCCACCGUGUUCCAUAGAUUGGCGACAUCCGCGGGUAAGAGAUAUCUUACGUGACUACAGGACCCAAAAAAUUAACUCACGUGAAGGUGCUGAACUGAUCACAAAAAUAACAGGCAGUCCAGUAUCUACUACAACAGUAAGAGUUAAGAGCCGAAUGUUGGACGAAUUGGAUGCACAAUGUGCAGAAAACGGUGUUGAGUCAAGAUGUGGCUGUGAGGUUGGAGGCAGUGAUGGUGCAGAUGCUAAUCAAUCAUUACGAGAAAAUGGAAGAAUCAAAUUCCCAAUGAACAAUGUGAACAAGGCUCUAAUUCCUGGCGUCAAUGCUCCGAUUGUAGCCCCGCCCAAUUCUCCAUACUAUCUAUCUUUUUCACGCCGCUUCAAGCAAACUUCACUGACAGUACCUCUCAAUCCGGAUGAGGUUCGGCUCUACAGGCAUGCAUCCCAUUCAAAAUCUGGACGAACAAUACAUUUCAGAUGUUCGCGCUGUGAUACUCUACAUCAAACUUAUAAAAGUGGUGAAAUUGCACGUAUAAAAAUGGUAGAUGGCGUUGUUGUUAGCCAGUUAUAUCCAGUACAUCAUGAACGCUGUAAACCAAUAAGACUCGUGGAAGCCAGAGCAAAAGAAAUCGAACGACGUUGCCGAAAAGAUAUAAUUCUAGGAAUGAAUCCAAAAGAGGCCUGGAAAAAGGGACGGAAAGCAGCUAUUUCGGAAGCAACGGCAGCUGGUUUCCCUGUGUAUGGUCCUGGUUCUAUACUGUCUGCGUUUCCGGAAUGGGAUAAAGUAAAAGCACUUUUUGGUGCCUUACGCGCAAGAUAUAUCAGAAGACAGAUGCAUCUCAAACAGCGCAUGGGCGGCAAAAAAAGUUUCGACAAUGAUGAAAAGAGAGUGGAGACUGCUGAUUUUGACAUGGCGGAAGUUGCGCGACCAAAAAGAGCAUGGAUUGGACAAGGAGGAACCUAUGCUAAUGCAGUAAGGCAUGACGAUGGUGCGUCAACAAGUGGUUUGGAGAAUGUAGCUGUUAGUGAAGGUGAGGAAAUUGUGGGUAAUGAUUUCGAAUUGGACGAUUUUGAAGAGGAGUCACUGUAUAAUUUUAUGCAGAAUGCUGGGAAAGUUGCAAAUUUCAAUCAAGCCUGCAAUAUUUCAAAUAAUACUGUGAACGGUGCAGUUCCUAAAAGCUCUUUAAAUGGGUCAUUACCACCUACAUCUACUUUUACGCCAGAAGCAACAGUUGUAGAUGAACGGCAGUCUGAUGCUCGACAAAAUAUCAUCAAGCAAGGAAAUGGUACUAUAGAUUCUGAUAAUGCCAGACUGGCGUAUGAAGUGCAGGAAGUAGAGCGCGCAAUUGCCAGAGCAAGUAUGCCGCUUGAACGAACUUUCCCAGAUCAAUUGAACCGACCACCAAUCUUGACACCAUCUCAUUCCAGUCCAUCAUCCAGUGUUCUCUCUGUAGAAGGUCUAUCGGAUGCUGAAAGGAGAGGUGGACAUCCGAGAAAAAAACGAAAGCGAUCAGAAGAUCCAAAACCAGGUCAAGAUUACAUUACAUUUGUGUCUCCAGCUGGCGUUUUACCAUGCGCAGAAAAAAAGAAAAAAUACUCUUUGGAAGAUGCGACGGAGAAGCUGAAGAAAAUAGAGUUAUAUAUUGCUCAGUAUAAUGCGCUAAGUGAUAAUAAAAUUGCCACAAUACAUGUAAGUUGUGGCGGUGAUUUGAAGUUGCAUGGUAGUAAAUAUAUCAUCGAUGCUUGUUUACAUUCAUCUGUUAUCAGAGAUUUGAAAAAAAAAUGGAGGGAGCGAGAAGAGGUUGACGAGGAAGGCGUCGAUGAUGAUGAGCUUGUUUCAAUUCCGCUGGUUAGAUGUUUACCCAACUUAGAAAUUAAUAUUGCCAACACUUCCGAUGUACAUGCAAUGCUCAGUGGAUUCUUGGAAGCAAUGCAUUAUCCUUGGAAGCCGUGGUUUGGUGUGUCGCAUAAUCCAGAUUACUGGCCGCCAUCUGUUCCAUUUUACGAUCCAAAUAACGAUCUCUUGAGUUUGAGUAAUUUUAAACAGCGAAAAGAAAUUGAAAAGCAUUCUAUUGUGGAUCUUGAAAGAGAUAUUUUGAAAUAUGCUUUCAAACAUUAUAUAAGCUUUAUGGAAUAUCAUUUUGGACUUUCUGGGCCAAAUUAUGAUGAUGAUCCACGAAAUGUUAAAGAAGAAAUAAAUACAAGUGCAGGAAUAGUGCGGCAGUGUACUGUUGGUGUAAAUGCCAAUUUGCUGCAAAGAGACUCUUCAACUGUUUCGGCAUCAGAAAUGCAAAAUAUGGACACAGCGAAAACGCAGUCAGAUAAAACUAAAGAACCAGCUCCAUCUACUGGUCUCACUUCUGGGUUAUCACAUCCCUCAGCAAGUAAUGAAGCUGACGAACAAUGUUCAGAUCCAACAACAUCUUCAACAAUUACUCCAACUAUUCCAAGUUCUACAGCAUCACCUCUUUCCAGUGAAAGGAUUUUGGAGGAUCAGUUGUCACUUUUUCGCAAUUCAGUUUUGCGAAUUCGUUAUGAUCAAAUGGGUGCAGAUGUGCGGACGAUUUUGGAGUCAGUAAUCAAAAUUCAAAAUCAUUCGACAUGCAGAACUUUGGUGGUUUUUGUGGAUGAACGAAAUAAAUUGAGCUUAUCUGGUGACAAAACUUUGAUCUCGGCCUUUUUAAGCUCAAAUAUACCUCAGUGUCUACCUUCAGCCAUGAGCAACGGUUUUGAUAAUCAAACUAUAACACUGCCUUUGCUUCAACUUUACGAGGAUGCCGUUGUCGAUGGAAUGACUGAGGGGCGAACAUUAGAUUUAUUGGAUGAUAUGAUGAUGCAUGUUAAUUUUCCAUGGGCGGAUCCGUAUGAUGGCACUCAACCAGAUUGUUGGCCGCCUGAGAUACCUUUCUGUCCACCUUGGUCAAAUAAUGGAAGAGGAAUAUUGAAUCGACGAAUUGGUGCAAAUACUCCUGGUCAAGCUGCUAAAGUGGUUCUUAAAAGUGUUCGAUGGUUUUAUUCCGAAAUGCUACUUGAGAAAUUGAAGUUAGAGGAUGGUCUGAAGAGGAUUGCUCCGUCAUUAGCUGAAUUGACACAUAAUCUUCUUCAAGAAAGGAGCAGUGCUUUACAAACACCCAUUCCUCGUUCAGCUUCUCAAGAAAUAACUCAGUUCCGUGUUCCUGGCAAAGUUGUAAAGCGGAGUCCAUCUCAGCGCUCUUAUUCUUCGCAGUUACGAACUUUAUCUCAUCAUUCUGGUUCAUCACAAGAAUUGCGAAUGUAUGAUCAGGAGCCACUUGCAACACCACCACCAGAAGUACGAACUGAUUUCACGUUUCAAGAUUUGCCUUACCGUGGUCGUACAGCUCCACUCAGUCCUUCGCAACAUUCGGUUUCAUCUCAGGAAACUGUUCCAUUUCGUCUACCACCUCAUCAUCCGUUAGCAAACGCACAUCUUACUUUGCAACAAGCCGUUUCUGAAAAGCGGUACAAUACUCAAAAUUAUGAAGCACGUUCAGAAACUUAUAUAAUGUCUGAUGAUCGUGAUGUUUCCAUGAUGACACCUGCUGAAUCUUGCAUACAUCAAGAAGAAGUGCCUUUCCAGAAUUCAAAAACAACAGUGCCAGCUCAUUCUCAUGUUUCAAUACCAUCACGAGAUUUCAGGAUGCCGCGGAUUCCAUCUCAGCAAGUACUGACUUCUGAAGAUCGUCCAUCUAGUUGGACCUCACACCAUUCUUCAGCAAGUUCUGGAUCACGAUCUUCACAAAGCAAUAAAAGUUCGCAUCAUUCUAGUGUGCAUUCUGAGUCGCGUGGUUCAGUUGCGACAUCGUCGAAGCAAUUUAUUACUCCGGGACAUUCUUAUCAAAUACCUGCGUAUAACAAACCAAGCGCAGUGAGGUUGCAUAACCAAAAGGAGCAACAACAGUAUUCUACGACAUCAAUAGUUGCCAAGUCGCAGCACGAUCCUUACGCAGUUAAAGAAGAUUCUGUUGCAGCAAAUCGGUUCCGUGAGGAAAGUUCUUCGUUUCGAACCACAACGCCAUGCUCUAAUUAUCCCGAAUAUUCUGCUUCGUCACGUGACGUCGUUGUACAGGGUUCAUUUGUUAACGAUGUGGUAAGUCCACAGCUUCAUUUUCAACAAUCAGAGUUGGCACGAGAUUUUGUAACGCCGCAGAUCCCACCAUUACAACAGCAAGAGCAACAAUCGCAAGAGAAAGGUUUUAUAAGGGUAUUAUGUGCCUGUGAGCCGGGUGUGGAAUUGAACGCAAAUGAUUGCGUACGAUGUAAUCGUUGCCACAAAAAUUUUCAUUCUAACCAAGCGGCGGAGCAUCGAAAUAUAUACUUGGACGAGUGGGAUAUUGAAAAAGACUGGACGCCACAUUUUGGACCAUGUAGGACUCAUUUUAUGUUCACAUUUUCGCCAUGUGAACCGAAAACAAAAAUGUUAGCAUGCUGUCGGAGUUUUAAUCCGUUUGUGCUCUUUCUUCUUCUCCUCCUCAGUCUAAUCGUUGCAGCCAUCGUACCGAUAAUAAUGCUAUGCAUAAUUUGUCCACCAUGGCGUGUUCUGUGCGAAUGUUGUUUGUGUUGCGAAUGUUGUGCCAUCGAUGAAAAUGGGAACUUUAUUCAUUUUGAAGAAGAGGAUGAGAAAACUACUGAGGAAUUCGAUAUCAAAAUAGAGGAGCAAAGUUCGAUUAGUAGAACAGGUGACAGUUUUGUUCAAACGAUCAUGAUCACAGGUUACUGUGAGAAAUUUAGCAAUAAUUUAUGCGAAAAUGGUGGAACAUGUGUAAGUAUUGGCACCAAUGAUUAUAAAUGUGUUUGCCUGAACGGUUAUAACGGAAAGAAUUGUUCAACAAACGAAAAUGACUGCAUGGAAAAUUCAUGCGCACCUGGAAGUACCUGUAUUGAUGGUAUAGCUAAAUAUACUUGCACUUGUCCACCUGGAAGAAUUGGUUUAUUUUGUCAUUUGGAUGACCCCUGCAUGCAAAAACCAUGUGGAAAUGGUUCCGAAUGCAUUGCAGACACUGCAAGUGGAGAAUUUUCAUGUAACUGUAUGAAAGGUACAACGGGUGAAAAUUGCGCCACUGAUAUAAACGAAUGUAUUGAGAGUGACAAAUUAUGCUUCAAUGGCGGUAUAUGCGUGAAUACAUUUGGUUCAUGGUAUUGUGACUGUCCUGUAGGAUAUAAUGAUCCAUACUGUAUGAUUCAUGAUAAUCAAUGUGAGCCAAAUCCAUGCCUUAACGGUGCAUCCUGCCUUGAUUAUGGCAAUCGUUAUGAAUGCAUCUGUCAAAAUGCUUUCUAUGGUACAAAUUGUGAGAAGAUGUGUCCACCGGGUUUUGAAGGUCGUAUGUGCAAGCAGCAUCGUAUUACCCUGGACAAUGACCAUCUGGAAGAGUUGUUUGAGAAGCAAAUUUGUUUGCUUCAUAAUUGUUCAUCAAAAGCUAACAACAAUGUAUGUGAUUCGGAAUGCAACUAUCCUGCAUGCCAAUAUGAUGGAUUUGAUUGCACUGCGCAUUUACAACCAUUUCGGCAUUGUCCACUUCCAGAUUUUUGUGGUCGAGUAUUUCACGAUAAUAAAUGCGAUUUGGUAUGUUAUCGUUCUGAAUGUCUCUCUGAUGGAUUUGACUGUAACGAGAAAGGAGAAAAAUGUUUGUUUGAAGAUUACUGUUCCACUCGUUUUAAUGAUGGUUAUUGCGAUCAAGAAUGCUUUGCCGAAGAAUGCUAUUUUGAUGGUGCUGAUUGUGCACAGGAAAUUGCAUAUGAUAAGUUGGAAGGAAGUUUGAGCUUGAUAAUCCUUAUGAAGCCAGAUGAAUUCUUAAAACAUGCAUCUGUCCUGCAGUUCAUUUUGAGCCAAGGCAUGCUGGCCAGAGUUACUAUUGCUGUUGACAAAUAUAAUCACAAGCGAUUUUAUUCAUGGAAAGCAGACGCAAAGGGACUGCAUGGUACGAAGGUAUACUUCAACGUUGAAACACCAUGGUGUCAUGAAAAAGCUAACUGUCAACAUCAUAUCACCGAUAUAGAGCAAGCUGCUAAUUUUAUAGGUGGAAUGAGUUCAAACCAGGCAUAA